Callithrix jacchus (white-tufted-ear marmoset) is the source of this 5654-nucleotide messenger RNA. Lineage: Eukaryota; Metazoa; Chordata; Mammalia; Primates; Cebidae. The record is from RefSeq and is a predicted model, not a curated record.
UUUACUUCCCAUGACAGAAGGAAACUGUUGUAGCAGGAACAGAAAAUAAACAUAAUGAAAUAGAUAUUUACCUAUUAAAAGGACAAUUCUCAAAACUAGAUUCCCAAUCUAGAAUUCAGAGAAGUAGCCUGGGGUAGCAAAAUAUGGCCCCCUCAGAGAGUAAUGUAGACAAAGAAAUGAAUUAGUAUUGAGAAGAGGAAUAGUGAACAAGAUAUUAGUUAGAGGACAUACUGACAAACAGGAAUAUUGGUGAUAAACCAGGAAGCUAGGAGACAAUCCUGGGUUAGAGAAGAUGCAUUUUUAGGUAAUGAGAUAAUGGGGGGGGAAAGUAAAAAGAAAUGAUCAGGAUAAAGAAAGAUAUCUAAGAGGCUUAAAUCUGUGGUCUCCUAGCAACAUCAGAGAGCAGAAGAUAUGAUUAGGAAAUACUCUGAGAGUUAGCACUGAACAGAGGUAGUGGGCAGGAACUACAAAGUAUUAAGGCAGUUUCAGAUUCUGAUAGGUUUCAAAUGAAUAAAAUCAUUAUAAGCAAAUAGAAUAAGACACAGACCCAGAGAAAAGACAUACAGGUUCCUGACUCAUUCUUGAGUCAGGUGGGAAUUUUUUUUAACAUUAAAAAAUUUUUUCACUUAAAUCAUCCAUGGAUACAAAAGAAUCUUAUAGUUUUACUUCUUAAAAUGUAUAAGUGGCCAAAGAAAGAGAUGGAGACAACUUCUUCUUUGAGCAUUUAUACAUAAAAACAUGAAUGCUCAGAGCCAAAUCUUCUGGCUCUCACACAACAUGCUCCAUCUCUAGUAGUCUCCUGUUAUUAGUUACUGGAAAUCUAUCUUGAUAACUACAGUAACUCAUAAUAGGAGGCUACUAGAGAUGGAGCAUAUUAUAUCAGCCAUCUACUGGUUAUAUCUAGGGAUUUCUAGUAACUAGAAAUGGCUGAUAUAACUUGAAUUACUUUAUUCUGAAAAAUUGUUGUUGGUCUCAUCUUCCCAAUAGUCCUCUAAAUGUAUAUGCAUUUUAUAGAUCAGGAAACGCAUAUACAGAGAAGCUAAGUGAGGCCAUAGAAUUAAUAAUUGUUGGAGUUAGGAUUCAAAUAAACAUUCUUAACAUCAAAUCUUGCAAUCUUUAUGCUAUCUGCCUUCCCUAUUGGAAGGAUGCAGGGCCAUAGUUCCACUGAAAUGAAACGUAACUUAAAAUCAUUUAAAUUUGGCUUUGGAAAAGCAUUAUAUUUUUAUGUAAAAAUGAAUACCUAUUUCUGAUAUUGAGUUCACAACAUUUCAAACACAACAAAAAAUCAUCACAGUUGAGCUAGUGCGCACUCCUCGCCCGCUGCUAGGUCCAGCCCGGCCCAGCCAUGUCCAUCCACUUCAGCUCCCCGCUGUUCAGCUCGCGCUAGGCCGGCUUCUCCGGCCGCGGCGCCCAGGUGCGCCUGAGCUCCGCGCGCCCCGGUGGCUUCAGCGGCAGCAGCCUCUAUGGCCUGGGCUCCUCGCGGCCGCGCGUGGCCAUGCGCUCCGCCUAUGGGGUCCCGGUAGGCGCCGGCAUCCGCGAGGUCACCAUCAACCAGAGCCUGCUGGUCCCGCUGCGGCUGGACACCGACACCUCCCUCCAGCGAGUGCUCCAGGAGGAGCGUGAGCAGAUCAAGACCCUCAACAAGUUCGCCUCCUUCAUCGACAAGGUGCCUUUUCUGGAGCAGCAGAACAAGCUGCUGGAGACCAAGUGGGCGCUGCUGCAGGAGCAGAAGUCAGCCAAGAGCAGCCAUCUCCCAGACAUCUUUGAGGCCCAGAUUGCUGGCCUUAGGGGGCAGCUUGAGGUGCUGCAGGUGGAUGGGGGCUGCCUGGAGGUGGAGCUGCGGAGCAUGCAGGAUGUGGUGGAGGACUUCAAGAAUAAGUACGCAGAUGAAAUUAACUGCCGCACGGCUGCUGAGAGUAAGUUUGUGGUGCUGAAGAAGGAUGUGGAUGCUGCCUACAUGAGCAAGGUGGAGCUGGAGGCCAAGGUGGUCGCCCUGAAUGAUGAGAUCAACUUCCUCAGGACCCUCCAUGAGAUGGAGUUGACAGAGCUGCAGUCCCAGAUCUCAGACAGAUCUGUGGUGCUGUCCAUGGACAACAGUCUCUCCCUGGACCUGGACAGCAUCAUUGCUGAGGUCAAGGCUCAGUAUGAGGAGAUGGCCAAAUGCAGCCGGGCUGAGGCUGAAGCCUGGUACCAGACCAAGUUUGAGACCCUCCAGGCCCAGGCUGGGAAGCAUGGGGACAACCUCUGGAAUACCCGGAAAGAGAGUGCAGAGAUGAACCGGGCCAUCCAGAGGCUGCAGGCUGAGAUUGACGCCAUGAAGAACCAGCGUGCCAAGUUGGAGGCCACCAUUGCUGAGGCUGAAGAGCACGGGGAGCUGGCAUUUAAGGAUGCUCGUGCCAAGCAGGAGGAGCUGGAGGCAGCCCUGCAGCGAGCCAAGCAGGACAUGGCACGGCAGCUGCGUGAGUACCAGGAGCUGAUGAGCGUCAAGCUGGCCCUGGAGAUCAAGAUUGCCACGUACUGCAAGCUGCUGGAGGGCCAGGAAAGCCGGUUGGCCGGAGAUGGAGUGGGAGCCGUGAAUAUCUCUGUGGUGAAUUCCACUGGAGGCAGUGGUAGUGGCAGUGGCAGUGGCGGUGGCAUUGGGCUGAGCUUCGGGGGAACCAUGGGCAGCAAUGCGCUGAGCUUCUCCAGCAGUGCGGGUCCUGGGCCCCUGAAGGCUUAUUCCAUCCGGACCGCAUCCACCAGUCGCAGGAGCACCCGCAAAUCAGCUGCCUCCCACCCCUCCAUUCCCCCAGCCACUACCCACAGUCCCAGGAAGAUUCCCCUCCCUGCCUCCCAUGCCUGUUUCCAAGAGGGUGAGACAGUCUGGAAAGUGAUGUCAGAAUAGCGUCCAGUAAAGCGCCUCAUUCUGAGGCCUGAGUGAAAAAAAAAAAAAAAAAGCAACACAGUUGAUACCUGACAAAAGGAGAGGGCUGUCUGGCUUCCCGUUUCCCCAUUCCUUACCAGAAAUUAAACACAGACAACAUCACCUCUAAAAUUCAUACUGCCCUUAAAUUUUAGAUAGAAAUUUGAAUUAUUCAGUUUCACUUAUUCAAAAAGAAAAUAUUUAUGAAAAAAAUAUGCUUGUAUACAAUAGAGGCAUAAAGAUUAAAAGUACCAUGUAGGUUAAAGUCAGAGACCUGACAACCUAAUGAGAAAUUUUCUAAAAGUAAGAAAUAGGUCAAAUUAUUAAAAGUACCAAUUAUAAAGUGACAAUAUAAUUGUGUAAGGACAAAAUCAAAGGCAAUGAAAAUCAGAAAAGCAAUGUAACUUAUCUUACUUUAAAUAUAUCUUCAAAUUCUAUAAUUACAUGAAGUCAAAUUAUGAGACCAGAGAAAAACUAACCUCAGAUGUGUACAUCAGGAAGAUAUCAAGAUUUGUAUUUGUUCAACUAUAUAUUUAUUAUUAUAUUAAAAAAUCAGGAUAGCUAACUAGAGUAAUUCUUAGAAAAGACAAAUAGAGAUUACAAUCAGAGGCUGGGUGUGGUGGCUCACACCUCUAAUCCCAGCACUUUUGGAGGCUGAGGCAGGCAGAUCACUUGAGGCCAGGGGAGUCCAAGAUCAACCUGGCCAAUUGGCAAAACCCUGUCUCUAAUACAAAUAGAAAAAUUAGCUAGGCAUGGUGGUGCAUGCCUAUAUUCCCAGCUACUGAGGUGGCUGAGGCACAAGAUUCACGAACCUGGGAUGUGGAGGUUGCAGUGAGCCAAUAUCAUGCCACUGCAUAACAGAAAGAUACUGUCUCAAAAACAAAUAAAGAAAAAUAAAGACUACAAUAAGAAAUGGUCACUUGAUUAUUUAGAAAUACUGGCAUAGAGAUAACCCAAUGAAUCCAAUUAAUAUCUCCCAAGAAUGAAAACUGAUUCAUAAUCAGGCCCAAGUCUGGAGGCUGGAGGGUAGGGUACAAAUGUAUAGAAGACUCUUUGGAGAAGAAAUAAAGUACAGGUUUCUCUGUUAGAAGAGCUCUUCUGUUUUUGUGUUUGUUUUUAACAGAGUCUUACUCUGUCCCUCAGGCUGGAGUUUAGCGUACAAUUAUAAGUCACUGCAGCCUUGAAAUCCUGGACUCAAGAGAUCCCCCCCCGCUCAGACUCCCCUGUAACUAGGAGUACAGGUGCACAUCAUUCCACCCAGUUAAUUUUUUUAAUUUUUUGUAGACAUGGGGUCUUGCCAGGUUGCCCAGACUGGUCUCGAACUGCUGGGCUCAAGCAAUCCUCCUGGCUCAGCCUCCCAAAGUGCUGGGACUACAGGCAUGAGCCACCACACCCAGCUAGCUACUCUCUUUAACACACCUCCUGUUAUUCCCACUUGUUCUCUGGAGUGGCUCCUCAGUGAGUUCUGCCAGCUCAGCACUUCAGUGAGCAAUUCCAUCCUGUUUGGUUUAAAAUCCUUUUAAUUAGGGAUGUGGUCUUCAAUUGCACAUUGGGGAGUAUGCUUUAGCCUUAAUGCUAUGUCAGUGAUGCCACUGCUCACCUAGUUCCCCUUUACCAAUAUGAUGUCGCUUUCCCUCAGCCACUGUGAAUUUUGGCUUUCUAUGAUCUGUAUGUCUCUGUCCCUCCAAAAUUCACAUAUUGAAGUCCUAACCCCCAAGGUGAUGGUAUUAGGGAGUAGGGCCUUUUGGAAGGUGACUAGGUCUUGAGGGCUUAAUGCCCAUUUUAUAAGGGCCUAGGGUACUCAUUUGCCCCUUACACCAUGUGAGGACACAUGAAAAGGUGCCAUCAACGAGAAAGUGGAACCUCACCAAAUACCAAAUCUGCUAGCACCUUGAACUUCUCAGCCUCUAGAACUGUAAGAAGUAAAUCUGUGUUGUUUACAAGCCACUUGGUUGAUAGCAUUUUGUUAGAGCAAUCCUAACGGAUUAAAACAGCUCCUAACUACACAGAAGUGCCUCCCUCUGUAGAGACUUACCCUGGCUGAUGACAGCCACUUGGCCCAGGAAGUACCUUCCUCCCUCUUUGCCCCAUCUCUGCCUCAAGAAGAGACAAUUCUGCAGUGCAAUUAUGCUUCGGAGGCCCAUGAAACACUCCAAGGAUUAGACCAAGGCUGAUUUUAACUGAGACCACAUCAUUGCUUGCUCUUAACCCUUCCUAAUCCUGCUUCUCUCCCUCCAUUACAGAUUUUUCCUGAAGAACACAUCCUCAAUAAAUCGCCUGCACCCAGAUCUCCAUCUCAGGCUCUACUUCUGGCAAAGCAAACUAUAAAGCUAGUGAAACACCUACAAGAAACUUAUAACUCAAGGUUGUAAAAAUGGCAUGAUGACUGUUACAAUCAUAUCACAGUGGGCCCCUCCAGCAACUUAAACCUCAUAACCUAGGUGAAAGCUAUAAAAGGAUCUACAUUAAUUCUUCAGAGGCAGGGCUGACUAGGACUUUAAGACUGAAAAGAGACUAGCAUAAGGGAGACUUAAGAGGAACCCAGUCAAGGCCAUUCAUGACCAUGGGAUCAGGCAUAAACAGAGAAUGAGUAAACCUUGCUAAGGCCAAGGACAUUGGAAAGAUAGAACCACUAUUACUGAUAAGGUGACUGAAUCGACAACAUACUGCCACUAUAAAGUAAUAAACAAAUAAAAAGUUAUAAAAUGUAACAGAUAAGGGUUGGGGGUGAAUAUGUUUUAAAUCAAUCAGA